AUGGCAACGUGGUGCUGGCUUCUCCUCUCAAUCCUAACUGUCGCAGCCGCAGAUGUCGACUACUCUCAGUAUGUCAAUCCAUUCAUCGGUGGUGAAGGCCCAAUACCUGGACUGGCAUAUGGCGGCGGCGACAUCUUCGUAGGAGGAGCAGUGCCAUUCGGUGUUGCCAAAGUCGGCAUCGAUACAUACGAGACGAAUAUUUCUUUCUCCACCAACAAUGGCGGCUGGACACCCCAAGGUCUGGUCACUGGUGUCUCGAUGAUGCACGAAUCUGGCACUGGCGGAGCACCAAAAUAUGGAAUCAUCAGCCAAAUGCCGCUUACUACCAUUGACGCUCCUGUCAAUAUUCUCGACAAUUCUACUUACUGGCAGAAGCGGAAUGAAGUCACCAUUGAGUUGAGUGGCGCAAGGCAUAGUGGCAUAAUGCAGUACGAGUUCCCAGCCGGUGCUCAAUAUGUCCUGGUUGACGUGACGCACUACCUCCCAGCAGAGGAGGGCGAGCCUUUCCAGCAGUACUACGAUGGCGGUGUCAUUGAGCUGCACGAUGAUGGCAAAACAUACACAGGAUGGGGGUCUUACGGUGGUGGAUUCAGUACCAGCGCACCCAUGACCACCUACUUCUGUGGCGAGUUCGAAAAAACACCUUCGGAGGCACAUACAUUUCGAGCACGAAACACGCUGGACUCCCCAAUAGCAAAGCAUGUUUUGUCAAAUGAGCCAAUUCCACAUCCAACCUAUCGAAACCGGGCUCGUGAAGAAUCCGGACCUCUCACAGAUCGCGUGGGUGCUAUCUUCUCAUGGGCAGACGCUUCAUAUUCCAACUCAACCACCACCGUUAAGUCCAGGAUUGGCAUCUCCAUGAUAUCAAUCGAGAAAGCGUGCAAGUUCAAGGACGAAGAAAUCAAAUCCUGGAAUCUCAAUGACACCGUCGAUGCUGCCGUAAGGGAGUGGAACGAAGACGUGUUCAGCAAGAUUCAGGUCGACACAGGGAGCUCGCAGAACGUGACCAACUUGAGACUUCUAUACUCAAGCCUGUACUUCAUGCAUCUGAUGCCAUCGGACCGAUCUGGUGAGAAUCCGCUCUGGGAUGCCGAAGAUUCAUGGGACGAUUUCUACACUUACUGGGACAUCUUCCGAUGCACAGUAUCACUCUAUCACCUGCUACAGCCAUCGUACUACGCAAGUAUGCUCAGAGCCACGAUCGACAUCUGGAAAUACGAGGGCUUCAUGCCAGACGGCCGCAGCGGCAACUUCAACGGACUCGUCCAAGGCGGGAGCAACGCAGACAACGCCUUAGCCGACGCAUUCGUCAAAAAGCUCCCAGGCGUUAAUUGGACCGAAGCCUACAUGGCCAUGAAAAAGAACGCCGAAGUCGUCCCCUUCAACGGCUUCCACCCCUACGACUCAAGCAAUGGCAUCCAACAAGGCCGCGGUGCCCUCUACGACUGGAUCUCCCUCGGCUAUGUCUCAGCAUCCAGUACCCGCGCCAUAUCCCGCACCAUCGAAUACUCCCUCAACGACUUCUCCCUCUCCCAACUAGCCCACACCAUCGCCCCCGACGAUGCCCAAAAGUACUUAAACCGCUCCGCAAACUGGCAAAACAUCUGGUCCUCAAACCUCACCCACGCAAAUUUCACCGGCUUCCUCGCCCCUCGCCUCCCAAACGGAACCUUCAAUCUAACAGACUACAACCCCGCCCUCUGCGGCGGCUGUUCCUGGACGGCCAUCACCUACGAAGGCACGCCCUUCGAAUACGCCUUCACCGUCCCGCACGACAUGAAAAGCCUCAUAACGCACAUGGGCGGCCCCAAAGAAUUCGAGCGCCGUCUAGACUACAUCUUCAUCCCCGGGACCUCCGAACAAAACCUCGAAGACAACGGCGCAGGCAUCACCACCAUCAUGAACAUCGGCAACGAACCCGACUUCGCCACGCCGUUUGAAUACCACUACAUCGGAAAAAGUUGGAAAUCCGUCAACCAGAGCCGUGUCCUCGCGAACCAGUAUUUCAAAGACGCGACGUACGGUGUUCCGGGGAAUUCGGAUGCGGGAGCGCUGAAUAGCUGGCUGUUGUGGCAAAUGCUAGGCCUUUACCCCGUCGUCACGCAACCGGUGUAUCUUUUGACGUCGCCUUGGUUUGCCGAUGUCAAUGUGACGAUCAACGGGAAUAGGACUUUGAGGGUUUUGGCGCCGGGGUUGGAGAAUGACGGCAAGUUUUUUGUGCAAGGGGUGAAAGUCAAUGGGAAGGAGUGGAGGAAGAAUUGGGUUGGGCAUGAGGAUGUUAUGGUUGAGGGAGGGACGAUUGAAUUCGAAGUUGGUGCGGAUCCGAAGGUUUGGGAGGAGACGGGGGAGGAAAGUGUUCCGCCCAGUCCGGGACAUUUUGUGAAGAAGGGGAUAGAGUUGGGGACGUAUAAUGAUACGGAUGUUGUUAGGUUUAGGAAGUAUUAUGGAUGA
Molecule: messenger RNA, 2451 nt
Organism: Pseudocercospora fijiensis CIRAD86
Lineage: Eukaryota; Fungi; Ascomycota; Dothideomycetes; Mycosphaerellales; Mycosphaerellaceae
Product: glycoside hydrolase family 92 protein
Exons: 4
Coding region: 1-2451 (816 amino acids)
Biological process (GO): glycoprotein catabolic process; protein quality control for misfolded or incompletely synthesized proteins; protein deglycosylation
Cellular component (GO): cytosol; nucleus
Molecular function (GO): peptide-N4-(N-acetyl-beta-glucosaminyl)asparagine amidase activity; carbohydrate binding
Source: RefSeq, a predicted model, not a curated record